AUGAAUCCGCUUUGCUGCAUUGCUCCGGUGACGUCCGAGAACGAUCGAGCUGUGGUUAAGCCACAUGCGCCGGGCCAGGAGCUCGUAUCCGAGAGCGACCGCUUCAGUUCGGCCGAGGUCAAUGGCAGCCGGAAUGCGAUUUUCCGGCCGAUGAGUUUUAACUCGAGGAGCAGCUUCUCGACCAAUUUGGUGCCGGACGCUAUCGAGGAGGACUGCGAGGUGAAGAGCGUGGCCGGGAUUCUGUAUAAAUGGGUGAAUUACGGCAAGGGGUGGAGGGAGAGAUGGUUCGUUUUGGAGGAUGGGGUUUUAUCGUAUUACAAGGUACACGGGCCGGAUAAAAUCGUCGUCAGCUCGUGUAGGGAGAAAGGGUUGCGAGUGAUCGGGGAAGAAAGCUGGAGGUACAUGAGGAAGGGCAGUAUCGGUAAUUGGAGCCGGAAUGGUUCAGUGGGGAAUGGGUUUGGUUCUGAGAAGCAGUGGAAGCCAUUUGGGGAGGUACAUUUGAAGGUUUCCUCGAUUCGGAUCAGCAAAUCGGAUGACAAAAGGCUUUACAUAUUCACCGGAACAAAAACUCUUCACUUGCGUUGCCAGUCGAAGGAGGAUAGAGCUUCGUGGAUUGAGGCGCUUAUGUUGGCUAAAGAUAAUUUUCCAAGACUGUUGACAAGCAAUGAGCUGGCACCUUCUGAAGAAAUUGUAGUUUCAACCGAGAAGCUGAGAACAAGAUUAACUGAAGAAGGGAUUAGUGAGACGGUGGUUAAAGAUUGUGAAUCGAUAAUGCUAGGUGAAAUUGCAUUGAUACAGGAUCAGAUGAAGAAACUUCAAAUCAAGCACGUCUUGUUGCUGGACACAUUAAGGAGACUGGAGACUGAGAAAAUCGAGCUGGAAACAACUGUUGUGGAUGAGACCAAGGCACGAGAUUCGUUUUGUGGACAGGGGAGAAGGUUCAUUUCAGAUUUCUACUCAGUCAUGUCGGGAGGAAGUGCUACCGACUCGGAAGCAGAUGGAGUCGAUGUUGAAACAGAUGAAGAUGAAAGAAUCUUUUUCGACACAAAUGAUUCUCUUUCUGCAGAGUGUCUUAGAAGCAAUUCGUACCGAAGAAGAGAUAAUCCAGUGUUUGCUCAUAGCCCCUCGACAAAUGAAAGAAGAUCUUCCUUCUCUGGUCAUAUGAGAGACAUUGGAAUGGAAAUACAGGAUCCCGAUUUCCCAUACAUCAAAAGAAGGGAUAACUUACCAGAACCAAAGGAGAAAGAUAAGCCGGUCGGGCUAUGGUCCAUUAUUAAGGACAACAUUGGAAAAGACUUGUCAGGUGUUUGUUUACCAGUUUACUUCAAUGAGCCACUGUCCUCACUGCAAAAAUGCUUUGAAGAUUUGGAAUACUCGUAUCUUGUCGACCGAGCAUUGGAAUGGGGAAAUCAGGGAAAUGAUUUGAUGAGAAUUCUAAAUGUAGCAGCAUUUGCAGUAUCUGGUUAUGCAUCAACCGAAGGCCGACAAUGCAAACCCUUCAAUCCUCUCCUAGGGGAAACCUACGAGGCUGAUUUUCCUGAUAAGGGUUUAAGAUUCUUUUCUGAAAAGGUCAGCCAUCACCCGGUAGUUGUUGCCUGUCAUUGUGAGGGUAGGGACUGGAAAUUUUGGGGGGAUUCGAAUCUCAAAGGAAAAUUCUGGGGUCGGUCAAUCCAGCUCGAUCCGGUGGGGCUUUUGACACUGGAGUUUAAGGAUGGUGAGACAUUUCAGUGGAGCAAGGUCACCACUUCUAUAUACAAUAUCAUAAUCGGUAAAAUCUAUUGUGACCAUUAUGGUACAAUGCGAAUCAAAGGCAGUGGUAGAUAUUCGUGCAAGCUCAAGUUCAAAGAGCAGUCUAUCAUAGACCGAAAUCCACAUCAGGUACAUGGGUUUGUGCAAGAUAACACAACUGGAGAGAAGGUGGCAUUUUUGCUCGGAAAAUGGGAUGAGGCAAUGUAUUACGUAAUGGGAGAUCCCUCCACAAAGCCUAACGGUUAUGAUCCAAUGACAGAAUCCGUUUUACUUUGGGAGAGAGAAAAAACUGUUACCAAAACGAGGUACAAUCUCACGCCCUUCGCCAUAUCUCUGAACGAGCUGACUCCCGGUCUACAGAAGAAACUGCCGCCUACAGACUCGAGGCUGAGACCCGAUCAGAGGCAUUUGGAGAACGGUGAGUAUGAGCUGGCAAAUGCCGAGAAGCUGAGGCUCGAACAGUUGCAGAGACAGGCAAGGAAGCUGCAAGACAGAGGGUGGCAUCCAAGAUGGUUCCGGAAGGAUGAAGAAGGUUGUUAUCGGUACUUAGGUGGAUAUUGGGAGGCUAGAGAGAAACAUAACUGGGAGGGUAUACCCGAUAUAUUCAGACAGCCUACCGAGGAAUAA
Messenger RNA from Striga hermonthica, 2376 nucleotides. The record is from the annotation of a GenBank genome assembly. NCBI's taxonomy places the organism in Eukaryota, Viridiplantae, Streptophyta, Magnoliopsida, Lamiales, Orobanchaceae.